This is a messenger RNA of Porites evermanni, 510 nucleotides long. The record is from the annotation of a GenBank genome assembly. Lineage: Eukaryota; Metazoa; Cnidaria; Anthozoa; Scleractinia; Poritidae.
CUUUCAGGCGUUCCUUGUCCACAUGGCUGGGUGCGAUUUAAGGCAUACUGCUAUCUUGUCAGUAACUCCAUCAAGACUUGGCAAAAUGCCCAAGCGUACUGUAAAGAACUGGGAGGAAAUCUGGUGAAAAUAAACAGCCAGGAAGAAAACGAGUUUGUACUAAACCUGGUAAACAAGCUCGCCCCAUCGUUGAAGCAGAUUUCGAUCGGACUCGAGCGGGAUUCUCACCUAAAGGCCUUCGUGUGGUACGAUCAUUCUGUUCCUACAUUCACCAAAUGGUCCCCAAAUGAACCAAAUGGAAAUGCUAAGGAGCCUUGUAGCAACAUGUGGACUGGUCACGCAGGGAGUUCUGUUAGGGCAAUCAAUCAAUCAAUCAAUCAAUCAAUAAUCUUUAUUUAUACACGAUAAGUAUUAAAGCGACGCUUCGCUUGUGCAUCUGGCGACUGGAAUGACCUCACUUGUUGGGUUCCUGGUUUACCCUGUGGUCUUGUCUGCAAGAGGCUGCCCUAG